AUGGCGGCCGCCGAAUUAGCGUUCACUUCCGCCCUCAGUGGCAGACUUCCGCUCAGUAAUCUAGCCAUGCUGGUUAGUAGCUGCAGGUUUCUCCAGGUUUUGGGCAGGACAGCAGGCUAUGAGGGUCAGGGGGCUCUCAGAGUUAGGGGGCUCCCAGAAACAAGAGCAUUAUGGGUAAGGAGUGAUGCCCAUGUCACCUGGUAUAGCAGGCUGUGUGCCCCCAGUUCAGCUAUAAGACCCCAGAGUACCUACCUGGUGCCCCUCCACAGGAACCUUCACACAUCCAGCACCCACCAUGGGGAACCUACCCUGGGGCAGAUCCAGUCCACUCAUUACCAUCUCAUAUACACCUGUAAGGUAGGUACCCUGUGUGCUCUGUGCCCCCUGACUGCUGGGUACUUACUGCCAGGGCAGCAGAGGACAGUGCCAUGUGUUAUAUAGAGAGACAGACAGACAGAGACACAGACAGACAGACAGAGAGACAGAGGGUGCUUUGUAUCAAUAUGUCAGUAACUGCUGCCAAUGGAAGCCUCCCCCCCACUAAACUCUCACUGUCUGGAUCCCAGUCUGUCAGAAUUAAUUUACUAAAGUGAGAAUUCAAAGUGAAUUUUAAAAUGUUUUGGUAAAAUAGCCAAACUGCUAUGUUGUCAUAACCUCCUAAUAUAGAGUCUACAGGUUGUGCGUCCUCUUGUGUUUUUUUUUUUUAAAUCAAUUGUAGUGAAUUAAAAACCAAAUUCCAACAUUUGGAAGAUAAUUUGUUAAACACUGAAUUUUGGUGGAAAGUACAAUCCAAGCACCAUAACCACUACAGGACGCAGGAGCGCAGUAGAGCUCCCUUCAUCCCCUCGUUGUAAGUAGUAAAAUUAUGUUAAAACCAAGAAGCAUUCCCUGGAUACAUAAGUUACAGAGCUGGCAAACUCCGAAGCAGGUUUUUCCGUUCGAUCCAUAAUCUUUACAGUGUGCCCUACAGGUUAGGAUCUUAGAGUGCCCCUUUAAAUCAAAAUCACUAAAAUAGCCAACCUGUGGUUACAGAAGAGUUUUGGCUAAUGUUUUGUACACAGAGAAGCAGGGUAGCUUUAAUAAUGCCACCCUAGUGUCAGCAUGCUGUUGGACCUAUAGACCCCUCCAUAAUUUCCUAAAAAUAUCCUUUUAUAGAACGACAAACAAUUGGAAGGGAAAAUGUGAAAUCAAAGGAACACUAUAGGGUUAGGGAUGCAAUCAUGUAUUGUAUUCCGAACCGUAUAGUGUUCUCCUCUCUAAAUAGAUUCAGGGUUGCCCCCCACCCCCACCUAAAUUAAAUAUAAAAAAGGGAAAAUUCUAUGGCUUGUCCAUUCCAAUACUUUUCCAUGAGAAGCAUUAGGGACAGGAAAUGUAUGUGUGGCAAGCUCCGCACCCUUCCAAUAGAAUGCUCUCUGUAAGAAGAAUUCGAAGGAGGUGACGUGUGAGCAUUUGAAACUGUUCUCAGAGCACAAAGCUCCUCUAGUGGCUGCCAGUAUCUACAAACGACAAUGUUUUCAAUCGAAGGACUAAAAUUACAGUUGCACUGCACCCAGACCACUUCAUUAAGCUGAAGUUGUCUGGGUGACUCCAGUGUCCCUUUAACACUCCAGUGUCCCUUUAACACUCCAGGCACCAGUGCAACUUUAUUGCAUUUGCUAGGCUUUUGUCUUAAUAUGCUGCUUUUACUUUUUGCAAGCUGAAAUCUUGGAUUUGUUUCUGCACAAAAAGAAAAUAUUUUGCAGACUGCUGCAACAUAAUCCCACCUCUUUAGCCACAACCCCUAGUGCCAGAAAGGUUUCAUUAUUACAUCUUAUGUACGCAGCUCAGCCACUAGAGUGGCACUAGCCCUCCCUAUGGGGAAGCAUUGGAUUGGCUGAGAUCAUCAGUAUUGGGGAGGAGGGGUGACUGCGGCGAGAGUCAAACCGCACACUGUUGUUCUGAAGGUCCGUUAAUAUAUGAAUUUUAUAACCUCUGUGGGGCAGCUGAAUCUAAAUAGCCUCUAAAUCACUCUAAGAUUAGGAAAGCAUGUUUGCAUUCCUAAUGCUAGUGUUCCUUUAAAAAUAUGUGAUGUCUCUCUGAGCUGCCCGGACCUGGGCCUGAUCUAGCCUGACACGACCACCUACCCCCACCCAAGAAGGUUCACUUUUACCUUCGAUCCUUGUUAAAUGGGUACCUCAACAGUGGUGCCCGAUUAUAGUUAUAAGUUAAUGUUUUUUAAGUUAUGUUGUAUAAUGGUAUGUCAAUCGAAACAUGUUGUCUGGAAUAUGCUAUGUAAUACUACGAACUUGCCUCUAGGUCAGGAUCUAUAUGCAUGUACAAUGGUAUCCAGUGAACAAGACCCAGGAUCACUUGGCUCUCUUCGGCAAGUACACUACUGGAGAGCUGCAUACCGCCCUUCCCAUUGGGUAGCCCGCACACCUUCAUGCCAUCCACACGAGCUAAGGUUAGACCACAGCACCAGACUAGCACAAAUCCACACACUGUUCGCACUAUGAAAAUGUACACACACAGCGUUAGAGGACUAAAUAACCCGCACAAGAGACACACCUCUACUAAGAGAACUGAAGGCCACACAGGCCGACAUAAUCUGCCUACAGGAAACGCACUUCCAAAGGAAUUCCAACACGGUCCUAGGGAAAAUGAUCUAUCCCCACCAAUAUCAUGCAACAGCCCCAACAAAGAGUAAAGGGGUCUCUAUCCUCCUCAGCCGCCACUUGGCGUAUGAAAAAAUAACGGUGAGGCAAGACCCACAGGGAAGGUACCUUAUCUUGAUAUGCACCAUAAACAACUCCACUUACACUAUUGUAAAUGCAUACCUCCCUAAUGUAAACCAGGGUAGCUUCCUCAGAAUGCUACUGACACUCGUAGCACAACUGCAGACGGGCACGACUAUCCUUUGCGGGGAUCUUAACCAGUACCAAGACCCUCUACUGGACUCGACAGCGAAACACUCGUCACGAAGAGCUAAAACACUCCACAAACACUGCAGGUCUUUGACCAAACUUUUACACACAUUCGGUCUCUAGGACGUCUGGCGAACACUGCACACACAAGACAGGGAAUUUCUCACAGGUACACAACACAUAUUCGAGGAUAGACUGCUUUCUACUACAGGGUGCACACCUAAACAUGGUGAGAACAUGCGAGAUAGGGACUUCCACCUGGUCAGACCACAGCCCAGUGACCCUCACUAUUACGGACCAAUAUAACUACAAAAACCGCAGCCCCUGGAGAUUGAAUGAACAACUCCUAAUGACAUGCAGGCAUACCUCGAUAACAAUGACACCCAAGAUAUAUCCCCCAUGACCCUUUGGCUGGCCCACAAACCGGUGAUCAGGGGAUUGUUGAUACGCAGAGCCUCCUACCUUAAGAAAAGCGGAGUAUAAAUUGUCGGAAUGAAAAUAUAAUUUUGCCUCUUAUAAAUCGCUGGUAAGACCACACCUUGAAUAUGCUGUGCAAUUUUCGGCGCCUGUUCUAAAGAAAGAUAUCAUGGCACUAGAAAAAGUCCAGAGACGAGCUACAAAAUUGAUAAAAGGAAUGGAGCAUUUUAGUUAUGAAGAAAGGUUAAAUAAAUUAAAUCUGUUUAGUUUGGAAAAACGGUGCCUGUGAGGGGAUAUGAUAACUUUAUACAAAUAUAUUUGGGGCCAGUACAAACCUUUAUCUGGAAAUCUAUUCAUAAACAGGGCUAUACAUAGGACACAAGGUCACACAUUUAGGCUGGAAGAAAGGAGAUUUCAUCUAAGGCAAAGAAAAGGUUUUUUUUACAGUAAGAGUAAUAAGGAUAUGGAAUUCUCUGCCUGAAGAGGUGGUUUUGUCAGAGUCACUACAGAGGUUUAAACUGCAAUUGGAUAAAUACUUACAAAAACAUAACAUACAGGGAUAUAAUUUCUAAUUAGUGGGGUAAUAGCUGCUUGAUCCAAGGAGACAUCUGGCUGCUAUUUUGGGGUCAAGAAGGAUUUUUUUUCUAGUUUGUGGCAAAAUUGGAAGCGCUUUAGACUAGGUUUUUUGCCUUCUUUUGGAUCAACAGCAACAACAUAUGUGAGGAAAGCUGAACUUGAUGGACGCAAGUCUCUUUUCAGCUAUGUAAAACAUAUCACACAACACAUAUUCAGAAUCUGAAGAAACUACACGACCUCCACAAAACCAAUCAAAUCACUCCCUCCAAAAGCACACAAGACGAGAUAUCCAAACUCCAACGGCACAUCAACACGGCAAAUUUUUAAAAAGCGAGCUACGCAAUCAAAAAACUAAAAGCCACAACCUUUGUAAUGGGGAACAGAGCUAGUAAAGCAUUGGCCCAGAGACAAAAUCCCCUACCUUCUGACGUCCUCUGGCCAGAAACUGUUAUAACCCACGCAAAUAUGCAACGCAUUCGCGAGCUAUUACCGUUCCCUCUACAAUCUAAAAGACAACAAUUCAGUCAUACUGCCGACACACACCACAAUCAAAGGCUACUUAGACUGUAUCGACUUGCCCAAGCUCACAGCCCACCAAGUUGCCCACCUCACAGAACCGAUCUCUACUCAUGAGGUAAAACGGCUAAUUGAAUCCAUGCCGAAAGCGAAAGCCCCGGGCCCAGAUGGCCUCACUAAUCUGUACUAUAACACCUUCAAAAUCACAUUAAGCCCCUACGUCACACGAGCCCUAAACUUCGCUACAGCGCAGGGCUCUGUGCCACCCGAAUUCCUAGCGGCCCAUAUUAUCACCCUCCUGAAAUCAGGCAAGCCACCGACACAACGUCCAAACUUCAGACCCAUCUCGCUGCUAAAUGCAGAAGCCAAAUUAUAUGCAAAAAUAUAUGCGGAACGGUUAAAAAAUCUACUACCCAGUUUGAUCGCGACGGACCAAGUGGGGUUCGUGACAGGCAGACAAGGCCCAGAUAACUCCCGCAAAGUACUAGAUAUCCUCCACUAUCUCAACCGGUCCAAACAGCAGUGCACGAUGCUCUCACUAGACGCUGAAAAAGCGUUCGACCGGCUCAACUGGAAAUUCCUACAUGAGACGCUGCAUAGGUACGGUUUUCCACCCACCUUCCUGAAUAUGGUCCAAACACUUUAUAGCUCGCCGUCGGCCACUGUUCUGAACUCUGGCUUCAGCUCAAAUACAUUUAACAUAUCGAACGGCACCCGACAGGGCUGCCCCCUCUCCCCACUACUCUACGUACUAGCCCUUGAACUGCUGGCCAUAGCCAUUCGCAACAACCUAGACAUACAGGGGAUCACUAUAGGGGGCAAGGAAUACAAGUUGAACCUCUUCGCGGAUGACAUCCUCCUCACUCUCUCCAACUCGACGGUAUCCCUACCAAAUUUACAGAAAGAAAUUCAGAAAUACAGUAACAACUCAUACUACCAACUAAACCUGUCCAAAACCCAGGCCAUGUGCAUCAAUGUGGCUAAGUCAGACGAGGAAAGAUACAGAUGAAACUUUAAUUACGACUGGAGGGACGACCACCUCACAUUUCUAGGCAUAAAACUGACCAAGAGACUCACAGACCUCUUCGCCGCCAACUACACUAGAUUCCUCAAAGAAGUGGAACACAUCCUACAGACGUGGCAGAACAAAUAUCUCUCAUGGCUGGGCCGAAUAGCGCCCAUCAAAAUGACCAUACUCCCAAAAUUCCUAUGCCUGUUCCGCUCCCUGCAAGUACACCUCCCCCAGACUUACUUACAAAGACUGCAGUCUACCCUAAUCAGAUUUAGCUGGGGUGGAAAGCAUCCCAGAGUACCAAGAAUGCUCCUAAUGAAACCGACCGACAAGGGGGGCUUGGGAUUCCCCAAUAUCAAGGCCUAUUAUCAAGCAACCAAGAUAAUUAAUAUCCUCACCAUGCACACCCCCGCAUACACUCCCCAAUGGAUAGAAAUUGAAGCCAGCUGUGGCGAGGUCACGAACCUCCCAGCAUCAGUUUGGGCGCCCAAGGAACUAAGGCGCACAGCCCAAGCUACACUACCCACGACUAAACUAAUGUACACCUGCUGGGAUACUCAUAGAACAGCCCUAUGCUCUGCCAGGCCUUGGUCCAUGGCAACUCCACUGGGCACCAUUGGGCUGUGCAACGAAAUGUUCCCAUCCAGAGCAUGGCAACGAUGCAAAAUCACACACCUACACCAGGUAUGCACCUCGCAAGGGCCACAAACGCUACAAAAUUUACAGGCAAAAUACAACAUUCCACCACAUCUCACAUUCUCGUACUGGCAACAAAAAACAAUAAUUGGCAACAAGGAGGAGAAAGGCCCCACACCAACAUUCAAUACCACUCUCACACACUUCGAAAAGAUGUGUCUCCAUCUAACACCGAUCCACCAAACCCUAUCACUUACUUACAAACACCUUAACUCCCCAAAAAAGGAUCCUGUCUGGCACUUUAUAGAUGAUUGGAAUAAGGAUAUAGGUAGAUCCCUCACGCAGGAAGAAUGGGACAGCAUUUACAGAAAUCAUAAGGGACUAACCACCUGCGCGUCUCACCUGGAGGCCGCAAGGAAACUACUGUAUAGGUGGUACAUGGUACCCACCCUACUAAAGGCAAUAUACCCAAACACAAGCGACAGAUGCUGGAGAUGUCUGUCACAUGAGGGUACUCAACUCCAUAUGUGGUGGACAUGCGACCUGGUGCGGCCCAACUGGGAACAAAUAGUGAAACUCAUACAGGGGGCCACAGGGUGCAUAUUAGAACACACUAUUGAAACCAUACUACUCAAACACAUGCCAAGAGGAGUACCCCACUGCAUAGCUAAAAUCAUAUUCAUCACACUCUCUUCGGCCACUACAUUGUUAGCCAAACAAUGGAAGACGCGGAUAUCCCUACAGUGUCAGAGGUAGCCGCACUAGUCUCUACCACACUGGAAUAUGAAGUGGCCAUGUGGAACCAAACAAAAAUGGGAAAAGGCUGCACUACAGCACAUGCAAUGUGGACAACAUAUAUAGAAACCAGGAGAACCAGUGACCCUGUUAGGAUAGGAUGAGGCUCAAAGAGACAUAACUAGGCAUAACUAGACACCCAAGGUAACGUAAGAACAUACCGAUUACCCCAGUUAUACCCCCCCCUCUUUUUAACAACCCUCCCCAAUGGGUAGCCGUUCAUAAGCAGGGCAGUCCUCCUCUACACAGUCGGAGGAGUGGAAGAAUAAAAAAAAAAAAAAAUGAAGAGCUCCCCGAAUAAUACAUGUCCACCUAGACCCACCGAAGCCCUACCACAGAACAGAGCAAGAGUAACCCGUAAACACUCGCCCGCACAAUAAUUAAAGGCACAGCAGUUAGCCAAACAAUUUGGCACUGAGCGACGCCACCUCAGUUAUAUCACCAAACACAGAAACCCUCCCGAAGUUUAACAGGGAGCCGAACCAGUAACCAAACCCCAAACGCCACCACUAGGGCACUGACGCACGGUUGGCCAAGGAAACAUAGACACCACAAAUGGGGUACGGAGCAUCGAUCCAAGCAACCCCACAACACAAUUAGAAGAAAAAAAAAACCCUCGUGGGGCAUGAGACUGACCCUUAAUGAAAGGGAGCUUUAGGAGGGAAACAAGCUUACCACCCGUUCAUAUCCCUCAACCCUCCCCUUUUGUUUUCUGUACCCUCUCCCCAUCCCACUAAGCCAACGUAAAGUAGCACUUAUUGAAUUAUGUAAGUCGUUGAGUUGCAGAUCAAGGAUGUUAUGGUGUUACAAGCAUUGUAUACUGACAUGGACAUCUUUUGACCCGCUCCCCUUCUUCCCUUCUGUACCCAACACAAAUAAAAAUUGUCAGAUUGGAAAACAAUAUGUGAUGUAUAGUCUGUAACAAUCCCUAUAUUGGUAUGUUGUGCUUUUUUUUGCAUAUUUGACUGUACUGAAUCUUUUCUAGUGUUUUUUUCAUUUAAUUUUUUUUUUUCAGAGAAGUUAAAGGACCACUAUAGUGCCAGGAAAACAUACUCGUUUUCCUGGCACUAUAGUGCCCUGAGGGUGCCCCCACCCUCAGGGACCCCCUCCCGCCCGGCUCUGGAAGGGGGAAAGGGGUAAUAACUUACCUUUUUCCAGCGCUGGGUGGAGAGCUCUCCUCCUCCUCUCCGCCUCCGAUCCGCCCCGCCGGCUGAAUGCGCAUGCGCGGCAAGAGCUGCGCGCGCAUUCAGCCCGUCGCAUAGGAAAGCAUUUACAAUGCUUUCCUAUGGACGCUUGCGUGCUCUCACUGUGAAAAUUACAGUGAGAAGCACGCAAGCGCCUCUAGUGGCUGUCAAUGAGACAGCCACUAGAGGAUUAGGGGGAAGGCUUAACCCAUUCAUAAUUAUAGCAGUUUCUCUGAAACUGCUAUAAUUAUGAAAAAAUGGGUUAACCCUAGAAGGACCUGGCACCCAGACCACUUCAUUAAGCUGAAGUGGUCUGGGUGCCUAGAGUGGUCCUUUAAAAUCAAAAUAAUUUUACAAAGCUAUUGUUCGGCUGUGAGCAUUGGCAAAGCCAAUUGGCGAUUGUUGUGACACUGAGAUAACUGAUUUCUGUUUAACUUCUCAGGUUUGCUCGACUCGAUCCCGUAAAACCAUCUCCAAAAUUGCCUACCACAAGGGGGUCGUAAUUGUAAAGUGCCCAGGAUGUAAAAAUCACCAUAUCAUAGCGGACAACCUUGGGUGGUUCUCUGAUCUGCAGGGAAAAAGGUAAGUGCAGAUCUCAGCAGGAAAUAUAAAUUAUCUGUGUUAAUAAGCCCUCUGGUACUCGCAUGGUGGAAGGGAAAAAGCUUUAUAAUGACAGCUGAUAGACAUUUGUUAAAUUCUGCAAUCUGUUUUAAGAGGAUUUUUGUAUGAGCUGGAAAGCAUGGAAUAGGGAGACAUAUAAUAAACAUCUAUCGUAUAACUGUCAGGUCAUCAUCCCUGGCACAACAUAUUGCCAUAACCUCUACAACUCCCCUGUGUAAGGAGUCAAACUUUUUUUUACCUGCCGCCACAGUUAAUGCUGGCGAUCUAGAUAUUCUGAUUAAAGUACGUUCUGUUAGCUCUCCUGAGAUUAGUCGUGCAGUGCAGGGAUAAGCUCAUUGGCUCAGAAGGGCUAAUGGAAGGUUCUGCUUAGGAAUCGCUUGAACACUACUGUGAGCUGUAGUGGUUAUGGUGCUAGGAGUAUUCGUUUUUUAAAAAUAGAUUGCGGCAAAAUUCUAAAGGUAAUUCGCUAAAGUUGAAAUUGUUGGCAAUUGAAGAUGAAAUAUACUUUGAAUUCACUUCAAAUUCCUGACAAUUCGCACAUAGUGAAUGUAGCGGAGCGGCAAUAUUAAAUCCCACGAUCUCCGCUGGUAAAGAAGGUAAUCCACAGUCAGCGCUGAAAAGCAGGGCAAUAUCCCAAAUUCCCCAGUAACCGGACGAAACACAGUUCUGGAAGUCAGCUGAGGGUUUUUAUUCACAGCAUCCAGUAUUUAUGCAAGUCCCCAUGCAAGGGGUUUCCCUACUGACAUAGCAGGGGUAAUACAGUAGGGGACUACAUGGGGGACUUAACAUUCCGAUCUUUUCUCCCAUCAGGCACUGCUGCACGGGAGGAAUACUCCCACUAGAAUAUACCGUUAAGUGGAUUAUCCCUCCGUGCAGCAGAACCGGCAAUUCACUUUAAAAUCUAUAACUUUUACAAUACUUAGUCCAUUUAAACGAACGGACGUUCGGUAGAUAGCUGGGGUCUGAGUGCACAGUUCGUGAGAAUACCACUCAGAUCCCAGCUUAAACAACCGAACGCCGCACGAAAUACACUUUGCCAUUGAUUUCGCCCCAAAGUACCGAACACCGAUGGGGGAACCCUAAUAGUGAAAGACCGGAGCUCCCGAACGGCCUGGAACUCCAGCGGUGUUUGCGCCGUCGAGUAGCCGUUUUCAGUUCCACGCACUCGACGACCAAACACCGCUGGGGAGACAAAGGAUCCAAGAUGGCCGAUCGCCGCGUGGUCGGUAGCCGAACGACGGCCACCUAGGAAAGCCUCUAAUUACUGAUUGCAACAUUGUUGCAAUCGGUUAACGAGCGCCACACGUCCCUCUCUGUGUGGGCUAUUAGGGGGUAGCUCAUUCGGUUCUCGAACAGCCUGUAAAGUGGCUGUUCGUGAAACGAAACACAUGAAUGCUAGCGGCUUUCGGCUGCUAGCAUAGGAAUUCAAUACAAACAUACAUUAACACACAGUGUACAGCCAGGCUAUACAAGAAGUUGCAGGGAUAAUGCAGGCAACCUUUUUAUGCACAUCGUCCAGAUUAUUAUAAGUGGCUAGGUUUGCCACAGUGAAAUUUAAGGAAUUCCUGAGCAUGUGUGCAGCUUUUCUUGGGAAUUGUUUCCGUACACCUCCGAACUAAAUUAGCUUUCAUUCUCAACGUACACUUAAAUAUUAACUUGGCUCAGUCUACAUAUUAAAGUUUCAUACCUUCCAUUGUAGUUAAAAACACUCUUAAAUGCAGGAACUUAAAGAUAGAAUCUGUAUUGGUUUCCGUUAAUCCAAUAGUGUUGCUAAAGUGCAAUCCUUAAAGGAGCGGCUUAACAUUAGAAAUUCAAACGUGUUUUUCUAACAUUAGAUGAUAUUCUAGCAAAUUACAUUCAGGAGCCCCCCAUAAAUCGUAAAAUAGCUUUACUUAUCUUUUAGCCCUUUAUACGGUGGUCUCGCCACUGCUCCUGCCCAGCUCAGAUCAUCAGUGUUGAUUAUCUCAAUCGCCCAAUGUUUUCCCAUAGGGAAGUAUUGGGGGGGGCAUUGAGUGAGAUGCAUUCACUCAAUGCACCUAUGGGGAGCAUUCAGCAUUUUCAUGCUGAGUGUGAAGAUGUUGAACAUUGGUCCUGCAAAGAUUGUAGGACCGCACCAGGAAGAGUAUCUAGGGGUAGGUUGAUUGGCUGAGUGACAGCCACUAGAAUAGUGUAUUCUCAGAAUAAGAAGUAUUUACAUUUCUAAGACUACAGGGCCAGGCUCUCUGCUUAGUUUCCUUUUUUAAAGAGAGAUACCAUCAGUAUUAGAGGGAUAAGCUAUGUACUCUGUCAUAGGUUAGUUUUUUCUUUUCUAUUCUGUAACUCAUUGCCUUUGUAAGAGUACAUUAAGGUGGAUCAAAGCGUACUUCACUAUUGCCAUAUAUACAUGUAUCUGGUGGGGUAUUGCUGAAUUAAAGCAUUGGAUAGGAAGAUAUGUUGCUAGUAUGUCUUCCUUGGGAAAUAAAAAUUUUGAAAAGAAAAGAGGAGCUGACCUGGAUUUGUUGGUAUUUUCCCUCUGUGUGCAUACGUGUGAACAGUCCUGUACUAAGGACCAAGAUUAAAUGUAAUUGUUCCGACAAAUCGUGCAAAAACCUGCAGUGUCUGAAAUAGGUUAUUUUGUGACAGCAUCUAGAACUGUUAGGGGUAUACAUGUUAUUUAACCCUCUUUAAUGGGAUGACUGUAAAAUCAACCAGUGGAACAUGUUCUGCUCUUGAGUGACAUAACGUGUUGGCCGAGCACACGAUUUUAAUUUUUGGGGGCUUGUUUUUUAGUCUUUGAUGGUUGGAUGACCUCCCUGCUUGACACUGUUAUGCAUUUUGCAUUUUUCCUCUUUCAACAUUGUUCCUCCCCUGUAUCCCACUGAAGGAAUAUAGAAGAAAUUCUAGCGGCCAAAGGUGAGAAAGUUCAUCGAGUCCAGGGAGAAGAUGCGGUGGAAAUACUGCUUCACAACACAGCAGAAGAUCAUCAUCCAAAGAAUCCUGAAGACAAGGUGGAGGCGCCAACAAGCCAACCUGAUAAGCCAGACACAUGA
This is a messenger RNA of Pelobates cultripes (western spadefoot toad), 11689 nucleotides long. The record is from the annotation of a GenBank genome assembly. Lineage: Eukaryota; Metazoa; Chordata; Amphibia; Anura; Pelobatidae.